Yarrowia lipolytica CLIB122 is the source of this 354-nucleotide messenger RNA. RefSeq names its product 40S ribosomal protein uS10. Gene Ontology annotation, cellular component: cytosolic small ribosomal subunit; ribosome. The record is from RefSeq and is a predicted model, not a curated record. Gene Ontology annotation, biological process: translation. Lineage: Eukaryota; Fungi; Ascomycota; Dipodascomycetes; Dipodascales. Gene Ontology annotation, molecular function: RNA binding; structural constituent of ribosome.
AUGUCAUUCAACAAGGAUAAGGCCGACGCUGAAGCUCCCCAGCAGCUCCGAAAGAUCAGAAUCACUCUGACUUCCACCAAGAUGAAGUCUCUUGAGAACGUCUCCGCUGACAUCAUCUCUCGAGCUAAGAACUCCAACGUUGGCGUCAAGGGCCCCGUCCGACUCCCCACCAAGGUUCUUAACAUCACCACCCGAAAGACCCCUAACGGUGAGGGUUCCAAGACCUGGGAUCACUUUGAGAUGCGAAUCCACAAGCGACUCAUCGAUCUCCACUCCCCUGCUGAGGUUGUCAAGAAGAUCACCUCUAUCAACAUCGAGCCUGGUGUGGAUGUUGAGGUCACCAUUGCCGCUUAA